This is a messenger RNA of Purpureocillium lilacinum, 1857 nucleotides long. RefSeq lists its product as uncharacterized. The record is from RefSeq and is a predicted model, not a curated record. Lineage: Eukaryota; Fungi; Ascomycota; Sordariomycetes; Hypocreales; Ophiocordycipitaceae.
AUGAGACUCCCUUUCCGCAGAAAGGACAAGAAGAAGAGCGAGUCGUCGUCGUCGUACCCCGAGGAGUUCCGCCCCUGGCCGCCCGCCACGACUUUUCAUGCGCCACCGACGUACAGGUCGGCGCAACUCCUGGACCAGUUCUCCCACGCCUUGCUGCAGCGCAUCUUUGCCUUUGUCUGCCCGCACACCCGCGACGAGAGCUACGACCCAUGCGAAGAGAGCGCCGGCGACGAUGGGUGCAUGCUCUGCGACCUGCGGGACCUCUCCCACUGCGCGCAGGUGAACCGGACGUGGCGGGCGAGCGCCGUCACGAUCCUAUAUCACAGCGUCCGCAUCGACCCGGUGCACUACUGCAAGCUGGAGGCGUUUCUGGCGGAGAAGCGCAAGAAGACGUCACGGUUUGAUCGCAAUGGAAUCCCCGAGGACCCUGCGCUUGCCCGCCUGAGGCUCUUUCGACGGACCGUCCGUGAUGACCCGACGCGGAUAGGCAAGCUCGUCCAGUUUCUCAAGACGCCGUACAUGAUCCGAGAGUCCUGCCACGUCGAGCUGGCCCAGACCAUCGCCGUCCUCCCCAAUCUCAAGUACGUCGACCUGCCCGAGGGCAUGUUCGCGGACGAACCCAACUACGCGACGCUGCGACUCGAGGUCCAGGCCCGAUGCCCCAACCUGCGCAAGAUGUCGUACGUCAAGGGAUCCGAGAGGAGCUUCGCUGCCUUGGCCCAGCCCCAGGUAUGGCCGUGCCUGGAGGUGCUGGAGCUCGACCGUCUGGACGUGGAUCCGAUGGUCCUGCGAAACGUCCUGGGAUCACUUACGAGGCUUCGCGCUCUCAAAGUGACGGAGACGCCGAGCUUCUCUGACGAGGUCAUGGUCGCUGCCGACAGCCUGCCGCCCAUGCCGGCACUGGAGGAACUGGUGGUGAAGGAUGCGCCACGGAUGACGGUUGCAGGCCUGGUUGAGUAUCUGUCGUGGUACGAGACGCAGUCGGCGCUCCGGGUGCUGACCCUCAAGGACACCGGAGUCCAGCCCUGGCGGCUCCAGGAGGUACUGCAGAUGGCGCCGGCACUCAGAACGCUUGCCAUCCAGGCUAAGGUCCAGGAUCCGUUCCCAACCAACGAAUCGCCCGCGCUGUUGUCGUCCAAGAGGCUUAAGACGCUGCGGUACGAGAUAUCGUCGACGUCUGGAGCAGGCCCGUACGCCACUCCUGGAUACUACACGUAUCUGGCGUCGUGCAUCAUGUCGGGCAACCUACCCCGGCUCCGAAGACUUUACGUGCGCGACGAGAGCUUUCCCGACAAACUUUCCGGACUGCCACCGCCCCAAGCCGCCUUUUCCGGUAGACGACCAGGUUCAAGCUCGUCCAACGCGAGCCCGCCGGCGGUACGAGUCUCGCCACUCCCCGUCCAGCCCCCUCGCUCCCCUACGUUUCCCAGCCGACAGCCCAUGUCGCCCACAGGCAAUCCUAACCGGUUCAGCUCCAACAACCCCUUCGCGCAACCUAGGGCGGGUCCAUUCCCGCCGACGCAGACGCUCGAGGUGUUUACCAAGAACGACGAGUACGGCAAGUGGAACUUUGCUCGGGUCGACUCGUUUACCGCCGCCGAGACGGGAGGACACGGCGACAGACGGCCAAUGAGCAGCUACGGCCUCGCCGCGGACGUGACGGGGCCGGGCUGGGACCGCGGAGAGGCGCGGAGGAGUGUUUUGAUCGGCAACGGGACCAGCGGCUUCCUGGCGGUGCCCGGAGGCACGGGCGACGCGGGAUUUACGCUGAGCGCGCCGCCCAAGCCCUUUGCCAACGCCGCGCGGCCUCGCAGCAGCGGUGGCGAGCCGACGAGGAGCAGAGGACACUGGAAGUAG